Molecule: messenger RNA, 1754 nt
Organism: Benincasa hispida (wax gourd)
Lineage: Eukaryota; Viridiplantae; Streptophyta; Magnoliopsida; Cucurbitales; Cucurbitaceae
Product: zinc knuckle (CCHC-type) family protein
Molecular function (GO): zinc ion binding; nucleic acid binding
Source: RefSeq, a predicted model, not a curated record
ACAAUGCUUCCAUUUUGGUUCUUCAAUUCGCGCUGUGGCCGUUGUUACUUGUUAGUGCCAUAUCCACUUCUUCCCAAUGUAACCAUUCUUCACAAUCCAACGGAUUUACGCCAUGUCCUCAUCGCUCUGUUCCUCAAUUCGGGCAUUGACGCCGCACUACUGGCGGCGGAAGAACUUCAGAUUCUUCCUAUUGCUUCAUCAAUCAAACAGAUGCAUUUGCUUCGCACCUCGCUUCGUUGCUUGCUUGAACAACGACGACUCUGUUGCAAUACCCAGACCUGCGCCCCUCGCUUUCGAUCCUGCGGAGGAGCUCUACGGACUUGGCGUCGAUUUAAAACCCAGGAAUACAGCUUCUAGCGCACCUGAACCCAGGUCCUGGUUUGGCCCAAAUGGUCAGUAUAUCAAAGAGUUACCAUGUCCAAGUUGCCGAGGCAGGGGAUAUGCGCCGUGUACGGAAUGUGGAAUUGAAAGAUCCCAGGCUGACUGUUCCGUGUGUAAUGGAAAGGGUAUAGUGACCUGCCACCAAUGUUUGGGGGAUCGUGUCAUAUGGGAAGAGUCUAUAGAUGAACGACCAUGGGAGAAAGCACGCUCCACUUCUCCAUUAAGAAUGAAGGAAGAUGAUGAAGUCGAUAACUUGGAAAUAAAGCUGGAAGAAAAAAAGAAAUCAAAGCGUGUUUACCAAUCACCUCCUCCUGAAGUUGGUUUAAAGAUCAGUCGAUCACUAAAAAGUCUCAAUGCCAAAACAGGUAUAUUUAGUAAGAGAAUGAAGAUUAUCCAUCGUGACCCUGCGCUUCAUGCCCAGAGAGUAGCUGCAAUUAAGAAAGCCAAAGGAACUGCUGAAGCAAGAAAACGUACUUCUGAAGCUUUGAAAGCAUUCUUUAAGGAUCCAGAAAACCGUCAAAAGCGGAGCAUUGCAAUGAAAGGUGUAAAAUUUUACUGUAAAAACUGCGGCCGUGAAGGGCAUCGAAGACACUAUUGUCCUGAACUUAAGGAAGAUUCCUUUGAUAGGCGAUUCAGAUGUCGAGUAUGUGGAGAGAAGGGCCAUAACAGGAGGACUUGUGAGAAGUCUAGGUUGAGUAGUAUACCGAUGACCGCAACAAUUCAGCGCCGUUGCGGGAUAUGCGGUGGGAAGGGCCACAACAAGAGGAACUGUCAGAAGUCCGAGUUGAGCAAUCCAACUAACGUACGAAUAAAUUAUGCACAUCGUCAGAGCCGUCGCAAUGCAUUGAGGUUGAAUUUGAUCAAUAAAAAUAGGAUGGGGAAUGCAAAUAGGAGAGUGAGGCAGUAUCAUUGUAGGAUCUGCAAUAAAAACGGUCACAGUCGGAGGAACUGUCCCAAUACUGAUAGAGAAGGCAACGGUCUGACUACUAGAAGAUCAUACACCUGCAAACUAUGCCAUGAAAAAGGGCAUAAUAUUAGGACAUGCCCAAAUAGAAGUAUGAACAAUCUACAGACAAAUCUUCCUGUUGCUUUAAACCAAUAAUUUUCUUCUUGUAUGGCAUUGAAAUUCAACGGAAUUUAUCGCAUGAAGGGUGUCUGAGUAGCCAUUAUCUUGUUUUAUUUUUUUGGGGUGUGGUGGUGUAAUCAUAUUUAUGUGGAUGUGAAGGCCAAAGCAGUGCUCAGGUAAAGAUUGAGCAGGAUAGGUUGUGUCCUUGUCUACAACUUUGAGGAAGUUGAUUUGAUAAUUAUUUUGUUUCUAAUUUUUCAUUUUUUUGAAAAUCAAGGAAUGGUUUGCUAACCAAUUUUUUUGGGCU